Messenger RNA from Piliocolobus tephrosceles (Ugandan red Colobus), 2125 nucleotides. RefSeq names its product potassium voltage-gated channel subfamily D member 1 (gene KCND1). Gene Ontology annotation, cellular component: neuronal cell body; dendritic spine; voltage-gated potassium channel complex. The transcript has 7 exons. Gene Ontology annotation, molecular function: A-type (transient outward) potassium channel activity; protein binding. NCBI's taxonomy places the organism in Eukaryota, Metazoa, Chordata, Mammalia, Primates, Cercopithecidae. The annotation marks the transcript as partial. Gene Ontology annotation, biological process: action potential; potassium ion transmembrane transport; protein homooligomerization. The record is from RefSeq and is a predicted model, not a curated record.
UGACGCGACUGAGGCCCAACCAGCUUUGUAGGAGGCGGAGUCUCCCCAGGGUCCCUCUCUGGCUGUCCUAGGGGAGGGGGCUCGGGGAGCCACGAGGCCCCUCCCUGCCUCCCUCCAUCUCCCGGCAAGCUUGGAGGGGCGGGGAGAGAGAGCCAGAGGAGGAGAACUCAGGCAGCCCUGCAGAGGGGGCCAGGAGCUCGGGUGUUUGGUACCCCCAGCCCCACCGCUGUUGCUGCUGCUGCAACGGGGACACAGGUGGCUCAAGGCGUCUCCAAGCCCCCACCAUCCUGGAGACAGCCACAUUCUCCUACACGCCACCCUCACUAAGUCUCCCUGGGCUUGGGGAGCGGCACGAUGGCGGCAGGCCUGGCCACGUGGCUGCCUUUUGCCCGGGCGGCAGCGGUGGGCUGGCUGCCCCUGGCCCAGCAGCCCCUGCCCCCGGCACCGGGGGUGAAGACAUCUCGAGGAGAUGAGGUUCUGGUGGUGAACGUGAGCGGACGGCGCUUUGAGACCUGGAAGAAUACGCUGGACCGCUACCCAGAUACCUUGUUGGGCAGCUCGGAGAAGGAAUUCUUCUACGAUGCUGACUCAGGCGAGUACUUCUUCGAUCGCGACCCUGACAUGUUCCGCCACGUGCUGAACUUCUACCGAACGGGGCGGCUGCACUGCCCACGGCAGGAGUGCAUCCAGGCCUUCGACGAAGAGCUGGCCUUCUACGGCCUGGUCCCCGAGCUAGUUGGUGACUGCUGCCUUGAAGAGUAUCGGGACCGAAAGAAGGAGAAUGCCGAGCGCCUGGCAGAGGAUGAGGAGGCCGAGCAGGCGGGGGACGGCCCAGCCCUGCCUGCGGGCAGCUCCCUGCGGCAGCGGCUCUGGCGGGCCUUCGAGAAUCCACAUACGAGCACUGCAGCCCUCGUUUUCUACUAUGUGACCGGCUUCUUCAUCGCCGUGUCGGUCAUCGCCAAUGUGGUGGAGACCAUCCCAUGCCGCGGUGCUGCACGCAGGUCCUCGAGGGAGCAGCCCUGUGGCGAACGCUUCCCACAGGCCUUUUUCUGCAUGGACACAGCCUGUGUACUCAUAUUCACAGGUGAAUACCUCCUGCGGUUGUUUGCUGCCCCCAGCCGUUGCCGCUUCCUGCGGAGUGUCAUGAGCCUCAUUGACGUGGUGGCCAUCCUGCCCUACUACAUUGGGCUUUUGGUGCCCAAGAAUGACGAUGUCUCAGGCGCCUUUGUCACCCUGCGUGUGUUCCGGGUGUUUCGCAUCUUCAAGUUCUCCAGGCACUCACAGGGCUUGAGGAUUCUGGGCUACACACUCAAGAGCUGUGCCUCUGAGCUGGGCUUUCUCCUCUUUUCUCUAACCAUGGCCAUCAUCAUCUUUGCCACUGUCAUGUUUUAUGCUGAGAAGGGCACAAACAAGACCAACUUUACAAGCAUCCCUGCGGCCUUCUGGUAUACCAUUGUCACCAUGACCACGCUUGGCUACGGAGACAUGGUGCCCAGCACCAUUGCUGGCAAGAUUUUCGGGUCCAUCUGCUCACUCAGUGGCGUCUUGGUCAUUGCCCUGCCUGUGCCAGUCAUUGUGUCCAACUUUAGCCGCAUCUACCACCAGAACCAGCGGGCUGACAAGCGCCGAGCACAGCAGAAGGUGCGCUUGGCAAGGAUCCGAUUGGCAAAGAGUGGUACCACCAAUGCCUUCCUGCAGUACAAGCAGAAUGGGGGCCUUGAGGACAGCGGCAGUGGCGAGGAACAGGCUCUUUGUGUCAGGAACCGUUCUGCCUUUGAACAGCAACAUCACCACUUGCUGCACUGUCUAGAGAAGACAACGUGUCAUGAGUUCACAGAUGAGCUCACCUUCAGUGAAGCCCUGGGAGCCGUCUCGCCGGGUGGCCGCACCAGCCGCAGCACCUCUGUGUCUUCCCAGCCAAUGGGACAUGGAAGCCUGCUGUCUUCUUGUUGCCCUCGCAGGGCCAAGCGCCGUGCCAUCCGCCUUGCCAACUCCACUGCCUCAGUCAGCCGUGGCAGCAUGCAGGAGCUGGACAUGCUGGCAGGGCUGCGCAGAAGCCCUGCCCCCCAGAGAGUCUCACUGUCACCCAGGCUGAAGUGCAAUGGCGGGAUCUCAGCCCACUGCA